GCCCCUCCGCACCUGCGGCGGCGGAGCGGAGCCCUGCCCUGCCCGGGCGGCGGCCCCUCCUCCAGGAAGCCGGAUCUGCCGCAUCCUUGUCGCCGGGCCGGCCGCGCAGUCCCUGCCGCGCUGGGCACCGCCGCAGCAGCAGCAGCAUGCGGCCCCCGGCCGAGCCCCGCCGCCCCCCUCCGCUGCUCCUCGUCCUCCUCACGAACUUUGUGCUGUCCUUUGGAAAGGAGACAUUACAGACAACAGCAGUUACUCCAGAGUUUAAGAAGAAUAUGGAUUAUGUAGAUUUUAUCUAUUUAAACAUUUUAGAAAAGAAAGUUCUUAACAAUUCUGAGGUUUCAGUUCAGUAUUUAUGUUCUAAGCCUUGUAUUGUUAGUUUAGAAGCAGUAGCUUCCUCUGAGUUCAGGACUGGUGUACCAGUGUAUAGAAGGAGAUGGAAGGAUGAGAAGAACCUUUAUGUUAGCAGAACUCGACAAGUACACUUGAAAUUUCCAAGCAUCAUGGUUUACAGAGAUGAUUAUAUCAUGAGAAACUCAAUAAUAGUGCACAGUGUGAUACUGUAUGCAUGGAUUAGCCACAGAUCAGCUGGCAACUAUGGUGAUGAGCAGAGUGAAGACUACCAGGCUGCAGUUGCCAAGAAUUACACAUUUUUAGAGGCAGUUCCACCCUUUGAACGGCCAUAUAAGGAUCACAAAGUUUGUCUUCAGUGGGGUGCUGACUAUUUGUGGAUGCUCCAGGCCAAUAGGAUACCUCAGUGCCCUCAUGAAACUGAUGGUGUCCAGGUUCUGGAAUUUAUAUAUGCUUCCAGUGGGGAAAAAACAGGAAUUGUGAAGAAAUUUGAACAGUUUGAAAACAGAGAACUUGAGACAGUCAGACAACAUCAGAUUGAUUAUCCCAUGUUCACCAUUUCAAUCUGGCUAUAUCUACUCCAUCACUGUGAAAAAGAUCUGUGUGGUAUACUCUAUUUUAUUGAUUCAAAAGAAAUGUAUGGUACUCCUGCUGUAUUUCUAAAUGAGGAAGGUUAUGUGCAUAUUCAGAUGCAUCUCAUGAGAGGAGAUGACCUUGCAGUGAAAACUAGCUUCAGCCUUCCUCUUAAGCAGUGGUUUCGACUGGAUCUCUCCUUUAAGGGUGGACAGAUCGAAGUAAGCAGUGUUGGGAAGAAUUUGAAAAGAUAUCAUCAUCAAUCUUUUACUUUUAGGGAAGAUUUCUAUUAUGAUGACACUGCUGGAUACUUUGUUCUUGGAGGCAGUGGGUACGUAAAUGGUAUUGAAGCUUUCUUUGGACCUGUGAAAUACUAUCGCCUCAAUGUGUUGGAAACAGAACAGAUUUCUAAUCCUCUUCAUGACAAAGACACAGUGGAACAAAUUGAACUUUACUACGAGAGAUGUAUGGACAUUCAAGAAAUCGUUUAUGAUUACAGAUAUAUUGUAAGGCAAGGCGAAAAAACACACAGAAGUUGUUACUAUGAAAACUAUUAUUUGGAGCUGAUUCACAAGUAUGGAGAAAAAUCCAAAUGUGAUGCUUUCAUGUGGGGAAAAGAGCUCAGGGAAAAGUACCACACUUUGUUCAGACUAUUACAUGAGAUGGAUUUCAGUAGUCCAGAUGAAGAUGGAAGUGAUACAGUUGUAGAAGUUGGCCGGAGGAUAUUUGAGAAGGUUGUGAAAGGUCUGUCCAGUGCCAAUGGCCUCAGCAAUUUGGGCUCCUCUGUCCCUCUCCUGGUGGAUUCCAGUUGUUGUGGAUACCAUAAGGCUUCCUAUUUCCUUGCAGUUAUAUUUGAAACAGGCCUCAGUGUGCCUGUGGAUCGUAUAAAGGGACUGCUAUAUAGUUUGGUUGGUGCUCAGGGGAACGAGAGACUUUCUGUGAUGAAUCUUGGCUAUAAACAUUACCAAGGGAUUAAUAACUAUCCGCUUGAUUUGGAGCUGUCAUAUGCUUAUUACAGCAAUAUUGCAAUAAAGACAUCCCUGGAUCAACACAAUAUAAAGGGGGAACAGGCAUUUGUUGAAACUAUAAGACUGAUGGAUGAUGAACUGCUAAAAUCUCAAACAAAAGAAAAUGGUGAUGUCUUUAUGUGGUUAAAACAUGAAGCAACAAGAGGAAAUGCAGCUGCACAGCAACGUUUGGCUCAGAUGCUGUUUUGGGGCCAACAAGGAGUGGCAAAAAAUCCUGAAGCUGCAAUAGAAUGGUAUGCAAAGGGUGCAAUAGAAACAGAAGAUCCAGUGUUGAUAUAUGAUUACGCCAUUGUGUUGUUUAAGGGUCAAGGUGUGAAAAAGAAUAUAAAACUCGCACUGGAAUUGAUGAAGAAAGCAGCAGCAAAGGGCUUGCCCCAGGCAGUGAAUGGAUUAGGAUGGUAUUACCACAAUUUUAAAAGAGACUACAGAAAAGCAGCCAAGCACUGGUUAAUUGCUGAAGAAUUGGGAAAUCCAGAUGCAUCAUACAACCUUGGUGUCCUGUAUUUAGAUGGGAUUUACCCUGGAGUACCUGGUAGAAAUCAAACAGUUGCUGCACGCUAUUUCUAUAAAGCUGCCCAAGGAGGACAUAUAGAAGGGACUUUGCGAUGCUCUCUGUAUUACAUCACAGGAAAUAUGGAAGACUUCCCUAGAGAUCCAGAAAAAGCUGUAAUCUGGGCAAAACACAUUGCAGAGAAGAAUGGCUACUUAGGUCAUGUAAUCAGAAAAGCUCUCAAUGCUUAUCUGGAGCUUUCAUGGCAUGAAGCUCUGCUGCAUUACAUUUUAGCAGCUGAAACUGGGAUUGAAGUGUCACAGUCAAAUUUAGCACACAUCUGUGAAGAAAGACCAGACCUAGCAAGAAAAUACCUAGCAACUGAUUGUGUCUGGAGAUACUACAAUUUCUCAGUUUCUCAAGUCAAUGCUCCAUCAUUUGCUUAUUUGAAGAUGGGAGAUUUCUACUACUAUGGCUACCAGAACCAGUCUAAAGACCUGGAGCUCUCCAUGCGGAUGUAUGCCCAGGCUGCCCUGGAGGGUGAUUCACAGGGUUUCUUCAAUUUGGCCCUUGUCAUGGAAGAGGGCAACUCCAUACCUUCCUACAUUCUGGAUCACUUGGAUAUUGAUCAAGCAUUGCAUUCUAGUAAUAUAUCACUUCUUCAGGAGCUGUAUUACAGGUGCUGGAAUAAUAGUAACCAAGAAUCAAUUAGUCCAUGUUCAUUAGCAUUGCUUUAUUUUUACAUGAGAGUUCUCUGGAACAAUGUUUUACAUUCUACUCUGAUCUACUUCAUGGGAACCUUUCUUUUAUCGAUUCUUGUUGCAUUUGCAGUGCAGUCUUUUCAGUCUUUAUCUGCUCAUCAUUCUCCUGGAAGAAGAUCAGAACCAUUGUCACAUGAUGUCCCUUCUUCCUUAGGGAAUGACAGUGAGGAUGCUACCAGAGCAGUACAGCAAGAUGAACCUACUCUUUCAAAUGAUUUAUCACAGCAGGAGUCAAACCCUCAGAAUCCUCUUGUCACCAGCUGAAGUGUAGUUUUCUUCAGGUUGACGUCCAUUGGGAAGACAGGAUAUGAACAACUACGAUUCUAAGAACUGACAACCAACCCUAUACAUGGCAUUAAUAAUGCAGUCCAACAGCUGAAGUUGUAGGGAAGUUCAGUGAUCUGACUUCUCCACUACAGAGAAAAACCAUCCCUAUAAUUUAUUUAACUCCAAACAGAUGAUGCACACACAAUCAUACCGUAUGUCAUGGAAGGACCUGAAAGAAAACCUGCAAAGUCUGUGCCUAAUUGAAAAAAAGAAAACAUCCCACAGAUGUUAAUGAAGUUUUACUCACACAUCUAAUCUCUUAUAAAAUUGUUUUUACUGCAUUUGAGCUUAUUUAUUGGUAAAAUUAGCGAAGUUUUCCAAGUCUGAGUCAUGGAAAUUACCCAGUCACCCUUACUUUCCAAGUUCCAUGGAAACCAGUCAGGACUUCAGUACAUGCAAUGGUAACAAUGAGUUUUUGGCAUUUUAUAGUCCAUGCUGAUUUUUCAAUGUAAAAAGUGUUUUGUUUUGAAAGAAAACACACCAGGAAUAUUUGCAAUAUGGUCAUAACAUAUUAGUUAUGAUUGCUAAGUUUUAGUCAAAGUUUUACAAACAUCCAUAUUUCCUGGUGGACACAACAAAAUAUUUCUCUUCCUGCCAAGAGCCACUGAUUAGAGAAAGGAGCUCCCCAAUGAAUAAAUAAGUGUGAUCAGGUGACACAAAGUCAAAAAAUUAUUUUUUUAUUGUUCUGUAGAUAGCACUGGUAAGGAUUCAUUUCAUGUUCUAUAAUGACUCUAAAAGACAUAUUUAAGUGACAGUUCAUUUGAUAAAUUUUGGAUGGGACAUAUGGAUAACGUGUAUGGAGUGCAAAUACUUUCUAUCUGAUUUAAAGCUGUCUGUCAAGUGGCUGUAGGAAGGGUCUAUCCUUUACAGCAGGUGUGCAGUCACCUCUGCAAAAUUAUGUAGAUCACAGACUAUAAAUUACAUCAAUCUAUGCAUUAUUGAGGGUUAAAUCCACUUGCCUUGCACUACAUUAUUUACUCUUGUAAAUAAAAAUAUUUUUUUAAUUCA
Molecule: messenger RNA, 4535 nt
Organism: Pyrgilauda ruficollis (rufous-necked snowfinch)
Lineage: Eukaryota; Metazoa; Chordata; Aves; Passeriformes; Passeridae
Gene: SEL1L3
Product: SEL1L family member 3
Exons: 24
Coding region: 147-3464 (1105 amino acids)
Molecular function (GO): protein binding
Source: RefSeq, a predicted model, not a curated record